AUGGCACCGGCGCCGACGCUCCAGGUCGGGAUGAAAAUCCCCAAGCUCGUGGGCUCGACGCAAAUGGGUGCGAUCAAGCUCCACGACUUCAUCGACGGCGCGUGGGCGCUCCUCCUCACGUUCCCCCAGGACUUCCACCCGGUCUGGAUUACGGAGCUGGGCAUGCUCGCCAAGCUCAAGCCCCAGUUCGAUGUGCGCAACUGCCGCGUCCUCGGCCUCAGCAUUGGCUCGCUCAAGAACCAAGCGCGGUUCCUCGACGACGUCAACGAGACGCAGGACACCCAAGUCAAUUUCCCCAUCUUUGCCGACGAGAGCGGUCUCCUUUCGCGCAUGCUGGGGCUCGUGAACCCGACGUCCGCGCCGUCCAGCGCCGACCACGCGGUUCUGCCCUACAGCGCGGCCUUUCUCAUGGACGUCGACAUGGUCAUCCGCUUUGCCUUCUACUACCCCAUGUCCAUUGGCCGCAACCUUUAUGAGUUUAUUCGCGUCCUCGACGGGCUCCAGCUCGCGGCCUACAACCAGGUGGUGCUCCCGACCAACUGGAAGAUCAACGACGACGUCUUUGUCGAGCCCGACAUUAGCUCCGAGGCCGCCAAGGCGCUCUUCCCCAACGGCUUCCACGAAAUCAAGCCCUACUUCCGCGUGACCCCCGCGCCCGUCCUCUCGGAAGACCAGUAA
Messenger RNA from Saprolegnia diclina VS20, 678 nucleotides. RefSeq lists its product as hypothetical. Gene Ontology annotation, molecular function: peroxiredoxin activity. Gene Ontology annotation, biological process: cell redox homeostasis. The record is from RefSeq and is a predicted model, not a curated record. The transcript is spliced from 4 exons. Gene Ontology annotation, cellular component: cytosol; mitochondrion. The coding region runs from base 1 to 678 and encodes 225 amino acids. Lineage: Eukaryota; Oomycota; Saprolegniomycetes; Saprolegniales; Saprolegniaceae.